Molecule: messenger RNA, 2477 nt
Organism: Coffea arabica (coffee)
Lineage: Eukaryota; Viridiplantae; Streptophyta; Magnoliopsida; Gentianales; Rubiaceae
Product: nuclear envelope-associated protein 2
Source: RefSeq, a predicted model, not a curated record
UUGUUUUUGUCUUGUGUGGUUACCUUCCUCGUUCGUCGUCUCUCUCUCUCUCUCUAAGUACAUGUGUCUGCAUCUAUAUGCUUGUAUCACAUGAAAGUUUGACUUAAAAUUAAAAAUGGUGUAGCUGAAAAUCGAAGGAUCAGAGUGGUAGUAGUGUGUAUUUUCCGUGUUCUUUUCAUUUAUCCUCGUCUCCUCAACCAUAUAGAUGUGAAAACUGCUAUUAUUUCUGCAUGUAAGCUGUAGUCUUUCGUAUCAAAAGAGGUUUCUUUAUUUUCAGUUCAAAAUCAAUCUACAACUAAAAAAGGUAAGACUUUUGAGGCUUAUACAAUUAUCUGUUCAAAUACUUAUCUUUUACCGUUCGUCUUUCCUUCUUGCUUUCCAUCUGGGAUUUGAGUUGAGUCCUAUAGUUUCACACCCUUCAAGAAAAAAAAGUUUCAAAUUUGAAUCAACCUGAGUGUGGUAUCUGUCAACGAUGAGUAGCCCUGUAAUUUAUUUUCAAGAAUAGUAAUAAUAGUGGUAUAUAUGGUAGUGAUUAAUUAGCUGAUUUAAAAGAAUUUUCUUUAAUUGUCAGCGAAAUAAAUGCUGGGUUGGCAUACGUGUUCACAUGAAGCGCCAUGAAAGCAUUCAACUCAUAGCAAAGUGGGCUCAUUUCUAUUACGCAGAGUAGCAGAGGAGCAUUAGAGUAGUUGUGUAUGCAGUGAUGUCAUCAGUAUCGACGGUGACGGAGAGGCCGUCGUCUUCCUCCUCGUCUACUUCCUCGGUGUCGUCGUUGUCGUCGUCGGUGGGACUGGGGGCUGGUGGUGGUGGUGGUGGAAGAGAAAGGGAGAUAGAUCCCUUGUUAAAAGAUCUAAGUGAGAAGAAGCAGAGUUUCCGGAGGAACGUGGUGUCCUUGGCGGCUGAGCUGAAGGAUGUCCGCAGCCGCCUUGCUUCUCAAGAACAGUCAUUUGCUCGUGAAUCCCUAACCCGCCAGGAAGCGGAGAUUAAAGCAAAGAAAAUGGAAGAGGAAAUAAACAGACUACACAAGAGCUUGGAAGAUAGAAAUGGGCAGCUUCGUGCUUCUGCAUCUACUUCUGAGAAAUACCUUAAGGAGUUGGAUGAUCUUCGAUCACAGCUUUCAGCAACUCAAGCAACUGCAGCUACUAGUGCUGCAUCUGCAGAGUCUGCGCAAAUGCAGUGUUUGGUGCUUCUGAAAGAACUAGAUGAGAAAAAUAAUUCUUUAAAGGAGCAUGAAAGUCGUGUAAACAAAUUGGGUGAGCAGUUAGAUCACCUGCAGAAGGAUCUUCAAGCAAGAGAAUUUUCCCAAAAGCAACUGAAAGAUGAAGUCAUACGGGUCGAGCAGGAUAUCAUGCAAGCUUUGGCCAAAGCUGGAGCAAAUAAAGACUGCGAAUUGAGGAGGAUAUUAGAUGAGGUUUCUCCAAAAAAUUUUGAGAAGAUGAAUAAGCUGUUGGCUGCAAAGGAUGAAGAAAUAGCCAAGCUGAGAGAUGAGAUCAGGAUUAUGUCUGCUCACUGGAAACUCAAAACUAAGGAAUUGGAGUCCAAGUUAGAGAAGCAUCGAAGGGCUGAUCAGGAGUUGAAGAAGAGGGUGUUGAAGUUGGAGUUUUGUCUACAAGAAGCUCGUGCUCAAACUCGCAAGCUCCAAAGGAUGGGAGAACGUAGGGACAGAGCCCUGAAAGAACUCAGAGAUCAGUUGGCAACUAAGCAACAAAACAUACCUGUGAGCAUUGACAAGCAGAAUUUUUGGGAAACCUCAGGGUUCAAAAUCGUGGUAUCGAUGUCUAUGCUGGUCUUAGUACUAUUUUCAAAGCGGUAAUGUUAUAGCCUGCAGGCCCUGUACCGUUUUUAGAGCAGCAGUUACUAGUUAGGACUGUGUAAAAAACUUAGGCUUCUAGCAGAUACUAGUUAGGACUCUGUAAAAAUCUUAGGUUCCUAGAAGCCCAGCGGAAGAAAUUUAGGCCUUAGGGAGGCGGUAGAUCUUGUUUAAGAGGUAGUCUUUUGUAUUUGUAUGGCAAAAUCCUCUUUUUCCAGCUGCAGAGAUUGUAGUGGCGAUAAAGUUUCAAUGAAUAUCGCUACAAUGCUUAGCUUUAUCCAUUUUUUGAAGCAGGUAAAUGGUGCUAAUUCCUGGGGGCUGCAAAGCAUGAUUAUCAGCCGUAUCUUCCCAAUUGUGGAGCAAAUUGCAGCAAAUUGCUUGGGUAGUCACGGCUUAGUUUGGGAGUUUAUGAAGGAAGAGAAAAGAAAAGAAAAGAUAGCUUACGAAAGAAAGGAAGAGGAGGAAAAAGAUGCAUAUUUCGUUUGGGAGUUUAAUGAAAGAAAAGAAAAGAAAUAUCUUUCUCUUGUUUGAGAGUUAGAGAGAUAUGGAAAGAAAGGAUUUUAUGAGAACACAACUUUACAUAUUUGCCCUUUCUAUUUGUAAAUCAAAGUCCAAAAAUUAGCUUUUUUGUUCCCAUAAAUAGAAUAUUUGGACAAGAUAAAUUUCUAAA